AUGAAAAAUGCCUCUAAAAAAUAUUAGAAAGUUUAGAAAAUUUUGAUAUUUAAUUGGAAAAAUAACUAAAAAAUUAUUAAGAAUAAUAACAAGUAUUUAAUGAAGAAAUUAAUGCUAGUUUAAUAUGAUAUAUUUAUCAGGUUUUCAAGAUAAAUAAUAGGUUUAAAAAGUGCUAAAUAAUUAGAGAAAAAAAAAAAAUAAAAAAACAUCUAAUAAGAAGAAAAUGAAACCAAAAGCAAAUAAAAAAUGCAUAAAGAAUUUAAAAAUUAUGAUUUAAUUGAAAAUAAUUAGCUUGAAGUCUUUUAAUUGACGAUUCAUCUUCAAUAGUCUCAAUGGCAUGAGUUAUUACUUUGCAUUUUAAUCAUCCCAAGUUAUUUCAAUAUUCAAUAGUCUUUAAGAUUGGCCUAGACUUAUUCAAUGAUUUUUAAACAUGUGCUUUAUGCUGACCAAUUAAGAAUAGUUAUUCCUUAUUGUUGA
This is a messenger RNA of Tetrahymena thermophila SB210, 477 nucleotides long. RefSeq lists its product as hypothetical. NCBI's taxonomy places the organism in Eukaryota, Ciliophora, Oligohymenophorea, Hymenostomatida, Tetrahymenidae. The transcript is spliced from 2 exons. The record is from RefSeq and is a predicted model, not a curated record.